Molecule: messenger RNA, 7501 nt
Organism: Caretta caretta (loggerhead turtle)
Lineage: Eukaryota; Metazoa; Chordata; Testudines; Cheloniidae
Gene: PGCKA1
Product: PDCD10 and GCKIII kinases associated 1
Source: RefSeq, a predicted model, not a curated record
CUCUUCCUUUCCUGAGAAAAACAGCCAACAUAUACAACACCUCUGACGGCGCUCAGGAGGGUUAGAAAAGCUCCCACUGGGGAGAGAAGAUCUAACGCUGCACCAAGAGAAAGAAAAGGAAGGAUUUUACAUACAAAGUUAUGCCAUUAUGGAGCCAGGAGAACAUUCUAGGGAGGAGCCAGCAGGGCUUGAAAUAACCAUGAAUGAUUACUACUUGUUUUAUGGGAAGCUCAGCUAGGCAACAGCUAGCAUUCACAACUUCAAAAAUAUGAUUUUUGCAGAAACCAUCGCCAAGAGUCAACCUUAACUACACCACACUGGUGUCAGGCCACCUCCGAAGCAGCAUUAAACAAAUACUAACAUCUGCCAGGAAGUGUCUGUCAGUGUUGGGUGGGAACAUUUAAACUUUGCUUCCAAUGGAAGAUCUUUGCCCAUUUGUAGCUGCUGGUCAGUGAGUCUUCAAAAAGAGGAGACGGGAAGAAAAGAAGGUGCAAGGGGCAGAAGAUAUCACGGUGACCAUAUAAAAACAUUAAUAGAGAAGGGGAAGAGGGUGAGGUGCAGAAAGGGAGCUGCCUCUGAUGUACCAAUGCCACCAACUCAAAAUUUUUACAAGCUGGCAAUGCUGCAUUUGAUAAAAAUUCUUGAUAUGAUUACUGCAUAUAUUGAAACCAAUUAGUACAUAUUUUUGGACUAAUACAGUACAGACCAACCCUGUCCUGUUCAGCACGAUGUCACCACUCAGCCAGAUGUUAAAAUCAUGAUCAGCCAACUCCCAUUGCCUAUUUGAUGUUAACAACGAGUAAUCCAGAUGGGGUGCAGGUGCUGUAAAAUAAUAAAAAGCUAUAUCUUUGAUCCAGAAGAUGUACAAUCCUCGAGAUACCCCAAUGAAGUAAACAGUUACAAACCAGACGGCAAUAAAUUCAAAGGCGAUCAGAACAAUGAAACUCCAGUGCAUAAAAAUGAACUGCAAAAUGAUGAGUUAAAGAGAACAGAAAAUAAAAACAGGUUCAAUAACACAAAAGAGGCCUUCUGGAACCACAAAGGAACUGCUCUUCACGAGGAAGGACUAGGAAACUGCAUUGAAAAGUUUGACAAUGCUCACAGUGGUGUCAAUUCCUGUAGUGGUACGCAUCCCUUUCCUAAUCACAACACAAACCGAAUCAAAGAAACCGUCAGACAUGGAAAUUCCAGCCAGUCAGCAAGUUCUUCUUUAGCCAACAGGACAAGAGACCUCUGCACCAAUGGACUCUCUUUACCAAAUGAAUCUGGCAAAGACUGUGACCCAGAAACAGGCAAUCACAAGAAGCCAGACUCAGAAGAGCCAGAACAUUCUCGAGAUGAGAACUCGCAGUCUGCAGGAGAAAACAGCUCUCUCACAGAAAGUGCAAUACUGGAGACCCAAAACGAUGCCAUCCAAUUACCAGACCUGGAUUACCUCCCACGUGAUAGCCAAACCAGAAACUAUAAUGCUCCUGAAAAGGACAGUUUUUCAGACAAUUACACACAUUCAGACCAAAAUGCAGCGUCUAUAGUGAUAAAUAAGGGUGAGGACCCUGGCCUAAGCCUGCCUUUGCGCAUGAAGGAAAAUUAUGAUUCAGUGGAGAAAGCUCUUAAAACUGAGUCUGUAAAUAUAUGCGUCAAAGAGGACAUGCCUGAUGGUCUUACAUCUGAGGGCCUCAUAACAGAAGCACAAGAGGAAAAGCACAUUAACCAUAAAGAAAUUAAUGCAAAAAUUGAAGAGGAGGAGGAGGACGCAGAGGUGGCAGAAGCUCUUGCAGCGCUGGAAGCUGCAACCGCGGGGGAAGAUUACGAAGAGGAUGAGGAGUAUUAGAUGGAGAUUUCUUUCUAACACAUUCAUAGUAAACUUAGUUCUGGAGCUGUGUGACACACUAAUGAAUGCAUGUGUUGUACAGAACAGACAAUUAUUGUAUAAAGCACAAAAACAGGAGCUGGGACUAGAACUCUGAUCAUUUAGCUGCUAAAACACAGUCCUUUACCACCUGAACUGAAGAAGAACUCCCUUGGCUUCUGGUAGUAAUAGGGCCCAUAUCGUUCCCAUAGGCCACAAACAAGAGCGUAGCAUCACUCACACAAAGCCAGCAUGUAACAAUAUAGUUCACGUGAAGGUUUUCUUCAGUUGACUCAAGGGCUUUCACACACCUCAAGUUUCAUGUUCAAAUGAAUCUCAAAGCACGGCUACAAAAACCAGAGUUUCCCCAUUUCUGGUAUAAGCCAUACAAAACCACAGAAUUGAAUCAUUUCAGUGUAAAAAUAUACAACUGACCCUAGGUUCAAAAACCUUUCAGCAAACUGUGACUAAGAAAUUAGCAGAGCUGUGAGAUGCAGUCACAGUGAAACCCAUGUGAAACUUGCCUGGUUUCAUGCUUUGCAAGAAACUAGAAUCACAAUCUCUUGACUCACCAAUUGUUUACAAACGGAUUUUGCCUCAGCCUCCCAGAAGAAGCAAAACCCAUUUGUUUAAAAAACACCCACAACCCAGGGAGGGCUAAAUUCAUCCUGCUGUAACUGGACUACAGUCCCUAGACUUACAGCAGGGAGACAGCUGUCCCCAAAUCAAGUACCUACUACACUUUAGAACUUUUGAAUCUCUACUUUCAGAAAUGUUUACCCUUUCUGGAUAAUUUCAUAUUUUUAGUUUUCAGUUAGUACGUUAAACUUCCUCUUGUACAAUUUCCGGUUGAAAGCCUAGGAGAUAUGGAAAAUAAACACUUCAUGUUUAAAGUCACCAAAUGUUGGAUGCUGUCGAAUGGCUGAGAUAGAAAAUGUGGUCCAAGUUUUAUAUUGUGAAUUGAUGGCUCCUGAAUUGAUUAUAAAUUGUUAAUAAAAUAAUUGUUUUAAAAUUUAGAGAACCAUUAUCUGUUGACUUUUAUACUUUGUUAGGUUUCUAAAUUAUGCAACAGUUGCUAAGAAAUAAACCUUCAAAGAAACUUAAUAUAAAACCCAUCCUCAAUUAAUGUGUGUGAAAAUUACCGAUUGUUAUGUCACCUUUGCCUGUGCAAUAUAUGCUACUUGCCUCCAGUCUAUAUGCCAACAGUCUAUUCAAGUGAGGAAAUGAUUGUAGUACAAUGCCAUUGUAAUCCUGCUAAUUUUAGUCAAAGGAUCAGAAUUCUGAAGGUAGAGCUCAUAUCUGAUCUAUACUAAGGCCUUUAAUCUUAGUCUUUACUUAGACCUGGAGUAUACUUACAAGUUAGGUCAACAUAGUUACUUUGAUCAGGGGUGUGAGAAAACCAAACCCCUAACCGACCUAGCUACGCUUACCUAACUCCCAGCAAAGAUGCAGCUAUGUUGACGGAAUGAUGCUUCCGUUGACCUAGCUGCCAUGACACGGUGUGGCGUUGUUUCCACACUGUUGGAAAAACCCCUUCCAUCCAUCUAUGCUGAGUCUACACAAUGAGAUUAUGCCAGCAUAGCUAGAGUGACAUGGCUAUGCCAGCACAGUCGCCAAUGCAUAGACAUAUCCUUAGGUUUUUCCCAAAUAGGUACUACAGUAUGAAACCCAUAUUUCUGCUUCCCAAAACACUACACAUAUUCCUGCUAAUAGUGGUUUAAAUUACUAUUGCUUCAAGAAAACCAAACAUGACUGAAAAUGAAAUAGUUGGCACAUUGUAUUGUCAAAAUAAAAAAAGCUCCAUGUGUUCUUAAUACAGAACAUUAGUCUCAAAAGACUGUCCCUUUCCUCUGCCUCCCCGGCAGUGGCUGCAUUUCAGUGAGAAGUGAACUUCUUGUAUGUGUUUAGUCUGUAAAGUGCCUGGGUGAAAAGCACUGUCAGAGAUAUUUCUGUGAAACUGAGACAUGUUAAAUGAUAAUAUUUAGUAAGGCAAAGUUAUACUUACUAAAUCUUUUCAUAUGUGAUUUUAUAUAUAUACAUAUAUAUUUACUGUAUUACUGAAUUCCACUUGUAGACAAUUUGUACAUUAUAGAUAAACCAGUCAUACUAGGAAAUUGCAUAUAUGCCUUUAUAUUGUGAAACUACAUUUUAUGGAAAUGUAAAAUCUGAAUAUUCUUCAGUUGAUAUUUCUCAUACUGCAGCUGGUUAGUAGAAAAGAACUCAUCUGUUCAACAGGCUUAUUAGAAAACUAAAUGAAGGAACAAUAUGUUCUGCAUAAAAUAUAAAAAUCAGACUAUACUAAGUUGUGCACCAUAAUUCUGCUGUAUAAAAUCAAAAGGACAUGUUCUAGUGUGUAACAGACUAUGCUACUUGGGGUAUAUUGUACUGUAUUCUUUUUCUCCUUGCUGAUACAGUAUGUAGGCAGCACUGCGAGGAGACAGUUUCUCACACAGACAAAUAAUGAAAGGAAGUAUUCUUUGCAUACUUGGACUGCCCAUCUGCAUACAACAAUUUCAAGGCAACUUAAAGCACUGGAUUUCCACUUGUUGGAUUUAGUCAGUUAAUAAUUUGGGCGUGAUUUGGGGGUAAUGGAGUUCAUUUCAGUGUUCAAACUAAGCUCCCCCCUUAGUUUAAUAGCCUUAUUUGCACAGUAAUUUGAUAAUUAAUGACCCAGGCCCACUUCAUUAAAAAAAUGGACAUUCCAUUGACAUGGACCCUAAAGUUGUUUCACACUUGUCAUUUUUGGCCUGAUCCAAAGCCACUGAACGGAAGUUUUUGACUGACUUUGGAUCAGAUUCCUUAUGAACAGCUGCUUUUUGUUUCUAACUUCGCUGUUAACAUGGUACAUAAAUGAAGAGCGGAAAGGAGUAUAAACAGUUUACUGGAGUGCCAAAAAAAAAAAAAAAAAGAGAGAGAGAGAAGCUAGUGGGUCUUUAGGUAAUUCAAAAAAUACAUACACAGACCAAGUAUCUUAUAUAAAUAUGGAACAUUUAGAGGUUGUAUACCAGGGCUCUUUUCCAAGCAACUUUUUUUCUCACUUACUAGGAUUUGUUCUCCAUUUAAACACUCCCUGUUUCUCCAAAUUAUUUAACGUGUUUAAGAAGCAUAAGUGUAGGCAACAGCAGCCACAGUAGCCCUAAUUCGGAACCCUUAGGAAUUUUCUGUGACCCUUAUUUGCAUGUAUUUGAACUCUAGGUUCUCCUGUAGAGUUCACCUUGACCAGCUAAAACAUGUUAAAAUACCACUUGCCCUCUCUGUGCUAGGAUUUUAAAACAUCUUACUUCAAACUUGUUAGCCAACGUAUUUUAAAAUACACCUUUUGCCCUAGUACAGACAUACCUUUGUAAUCCAUGCCUGCUUGGUGUGGCACUCUGUCCCCAGGUUACACCUUUGAAAGCAAAUCUACUCAGGUCAAGAACAGAGGCCUUGAAUCCUGAUUUCUUGUGAACUCAAAGCUCCCACUGACUUCAGAGAGAGUUCUGAUCAGAUAGGGAAAUGCAAGAUAAGUCCACGUGCUCAGUUUGUAGAAAAGAAAAGCACUCUAUGUUUUUCUUCCUUAUAAAGCAUGUGGAGAUUAACAAAUUAACACAAAAAAUGGAGACCUGGAGUCUGCAUGCUGCAACUUGCAAGGAACAGAGUUGGCAGGGAAUAGGUUGGAAAAUGGAGAUGAACGAGCUACAUGGAAAGGCUCCCCUGCAAGCUGCCCUAUUGUUACCACCACCCCACACAUCCACCACCAGCCAUAGCAGCACAGGAGGACCAGUAGUUGCUCUGCCAAUUGGUUUAUUGCCACCAAUGGGCUCUUCCGCCAUGAGUCAGAGCAUUGAAUGAGAUCAGUCACAGUUUUAUAGAGGAUCAUGCCAUGUAGUAUUGCUCCUCUUCCCAACCCCUAGCAUCAUAAUUCGUGGGAACUGAGGGCAGCCUCCCACUUAGCCACUUUCACACUCUGCAGGGUCGUACUGUGAUUUUAUGGGUAGAUUUGCUCUCGCUGUCACCCAUACCACUGAGCAGCUAAAGCAGCAUAUGAGCCAAUGUUACGGCCCCUUUCACUGACUACAAAUAAUAGUUAUUAAUUAAUAACAACCCAUGUCAAAAGGGAAGAGAAGCAGCUUACCUCUGAAAUAACCCUGAACUUCCCCUUGUUCCCACAGAAGCACAAAUUCUGUAUGUUUUCCCCUAUAAGUUUUCAAUAACUGUGUAAUCAGCAAGCCUUUUUCAGCCCUUUAAAAUGCAGUCAUGUAGAAAUGCAAAUACUAUCAACCUUUACAGUCCAUUUUAUUUUUGCAUAAAACCUCUUAGUCCAGCCAUUAGUGGGAAUAAAAUUUACUACCCUGGGAAAGCAGAGGACGUAAGCAAUGCUCUUGGAAAUUUGAGCGUAAGCUGCAUGCACAAAACUACACCUUUUAAGAGCCCCUCUCCUCCCUUUGUAGCGGUUAAAAAAAUCCCCAAACACACAUCAGAAGCAGCUACAUAAUAAAGAGGAGAACUACAAGUAAUGUAAAUACCAUUUAUGCUCCCUCUAUUCAGAGGGAUCAGUUUUAAGCAGAACUCUAAAAGUUGCAGUCUUCCAUUGCUAGCUUUCAUGUCAGUGUGAGCGAGCCUCUUGUCCACCUGUGUGCUAAUGGGAAUAGACACUUUAUGCGUUUCAAUGUGGCCUAAUGUAAAAUCAAACAUAUAGGAACAAGAAUGCAGACCAUAAUUACAGGAAGGCAGACUCUAUCCUGGGAAGCUAUGAUUCUGAAAGAGACUUGAGGGAUGGUGUGGAGGGAAAAAUCGGAUGAAAAUGAGCUCCCUGGGUAACUCCAAAGGUUAAUGCAAUCCUUGGAUGUAUAAAUAGAGGAAUACUGAAUUGGAGUAGGGAAGUUAUAUUACCUCCGCAUUAAAGGGAAAGUUAUGGGGUCACUUGAUCACAGUCUAUAAGUAUAUACAUGGGAACAAAAAUGUGAUAAUAGAGAACUCUUCAAUCUAGCAGACAAAUGUAUAACAAGAUCCAAUAGUUCAAAUACACAAAUCAGACUGGAAAUAAGGCAUACAUUUUUAACUGAGGGUAAUUAACCACUGGAACAAGUUAUCAAGGCUUUUGGUGGAUUCUCCAUCACUGGAAAUUUUAAAGCCAAGAUCGGAUGUUUUUGUAAAAGAUAUGCUGCAGGUGGAUUGAUUUAAAUCACAGUGAUUAAAUCACAGAUUUAAAUAAUAAUUUAAAUCAGCAAGCAAGAAACCUUGAUUUAAAUCAUUGACUUUUCCUUAAGAAAAUAACUAAAAAGUAAGAUUGACUCUCAUUGCUUGAUAAUUCUUUUGCUAGCCAGGAGACACCUAUGCACAUUGAUUUAGGCAAUUAGGUAGCUUAACAUACUUUGAUUGAGAUUCUUAAUUUUACAUUUGUAUUAUGUUAUAAAAUGGUGAAUGAUGGGUUUCUUAUCUGCUAAAGGAUGAUUAAUUUUUUGUGAUUUGUGUCAAUCUGCACUUGAAUGGAAACUGGAAUUCAAUGUAACAUGUUCUUUUGUGCACUCAAAUUAUUUUUAUAUGUUAAUUAUCUUAAAUGUGCAGAAUAUAUAAGAAAAAAGUCUGUUUAUCAAAACAUGUUUUGCAUUUAAAACCAAUUGAUUUAUUAAACAAAGGGAGUAUUGUCUGUAGUUAGUGAACUGAAAUGAU